Molecule: messenger RNA, 1455 nt
Organism: Magnolia sinica
Lineage: Eukaryota; Viridiplantae; Streptophyta; Magnoliopsida; Magnoliales; Magnoliaceae
Product: pto-interacting protein 1
Exons: 8
Coding region: 165-1253 (362 amino acids)
Biological process (GO): protein phosphorylation
Molecular function (GO): protein kinase activity; ATP binding
Source: RefSeq, a predicted model, not a curated record
CCGUGAUCCUAAGCACCUCCGCUGUUAUCCUACGCACCUCCGCCGGUUUCUGAUCCGUUAAAGAGCUUUCCCUUCACCCUCUCUCUCAACCAAAGAAGACUAAAGAAGCUGUUGGCUACUCGAUUUCAAAUUCAUAAAGGUAUCUGUCUUGAGGGGAAAAAAUCAUGGGGUGCUUUAGCUGCUGCGGAGAAGAUGAUAUGCACAAAGCAGCUGAUAAUGGAGGCCCGUUUAUGGCAAACAACUCAGCAGGCAAUGCUGGUGGUUAUCAUGCCUCUGAUCCUGCUCCUAAAGGUGCUGAGGCUGUAAAAAUCCUGCCUAUUGCUGUCCCUGCCGUUUCAGUAGAUGAACUGAAGGACAUAACUGAUAACUUUGGGCAGAAGGCUUUAAUUGGAGAAGGUUCAUAUGGAAGAGUGUAUCAUGGUGUCCUUAAAAACGGGCAAGCUACAGCCAUAAAAAAGUUAGAUGCCAGCAAGCAACCUGAUCAAGAAUUUCUUGCACAGGUCUCCAUGGUAUCGAGGCUGAAACAUGAACAUGUGGUUGAACUGAUUGGUUAUUGUGUGGAUGGAAGUCUCCGCGUUCUUGCAUAUGAGUUUGCUUCUAUGGGAUCCCUUCAUGAUAUUCUUCACGGGCGAAAAGGAGUCAAAGGAGCACAACCAGGUCCAGUUCUAUCAUGGGCGCAACGAGUAAAAAUUGCUGUAGGAGCAGCAAAAGGACUUGAGUACUUGCACGAAAAGGCACAGCCUCACAUCAUCCAUCGUGAUAUUAAAUCGAGCAAUGUACUGCUAUUUGAUGAUGAUGUUGCUAAGAUAGCUGAUUUUGACUUGUCGAAUCAAGCUCCUGACAUGGCAGCACGACUUCAUUCAACUCGUGUUCUUGGAACCUUUGGUUAUCACGCUCCAGAAUAUGCAAUGACUGGACAGUUGAGUUCAAAGAGUGACGUUUACAGCUUUGGUGUUGUCCUUUUGGAGCUAUUGACUGGCCGUAAACCUGUCGAUCAUACAUUGCCAAGGGGGCAGCAGAGUCUUGUGACAUGGGCCACACCUAGACUUAGUGAAGAUAAGGUAAAGCAAUGUGUUGACACUCGGCUAGGAGGAGAAUACCCUCCCAAGGCAGUUGCGAAGAUGGCUGCAGUUGCUGCAUUGUGUGUGCAAUACGAAGCUGAUUUCCGGCCAAACAUGAGCAUUGUAGUCAAAGCUCUCCAGCCCCUGUUGAAUGCUCGGUCUGGACCUCCUGGUGAGAAUUCAAACUUGUGAAUUCUUCUCCCUCUACUCGGUUUGUUUCUUGCUUCCGAUGGGCCACUGCAUCAAGCUUGUUUGGUAUGCUGGUGUCCGUAGAUUGUAUAUAUUUUCACAUGCUUCAAUAAUUUUGAGAACAAUAACAUUUCCCACUUCUAACGUUGGAGAUAUUAAAGGUUUUUGGCUCCAAUUCAUGUCAAUUUGUUAUUGGUUUUGCCUC